Messenger RNA from Cololabis saira (Pacific saury), 3076 nucleotides. Its product is annotated as WW domain-containing adapter protein with coiled-coil-like. The record is from RefSeq and is a predicted model, not a curated record. Gene Ontology annotation, cellular component: nucleus. Gene Ontology annotation, molecular function: RNA polymerase II complex binding; chromatin binding. Gene Ontology annotation, biological process: regulation of autophagy; positive regulation of TORC1 signaling. NCBI's taxonomy places the organism in Eukaryota, Metazoa, Chordata, Actinopteri, Beloniformes, Belonidae. The transcript has 13 exons. Bases 262 to 1860 code for a protein of 532 amino acids.
UCCUCGCUCCACUAAACUCUAGUUCCAACGCAGAACCUGAACUACCUGCCAAACGAUGCGCUGAGGGUGGUUUUUUCACCCAAGACCACCCGCAAUGCAGUGCUGAUGCUCGGCAAGGGACUUGUACUCGUCAGUUUGUUAGAACUGACUGAAUACAGACCAAGGAAGCUGAAGAAAAACCCUAAAAAAACCCGGAUCUGAGCUCUUAGACCGGAGGCCGCGGUUCCCCCUCUCACACACACACUCACCACCGCGGCCUUGAUGGUGAUGUAUGCGAGGAAACCAGCAAGAGGCAGCGAUGGGUGCAACGAAAGAAGGGACUCACAAUCCUAUCAGACCCAUAAAUCUCAGUCCAAGAGCCAGUCCAGCAGCCUUCAUCGCUAUGACAAGGUGCGUGACGUCUCCUCCGACCCCAUGCCCCCGUACAAGGUGCUGCGGCGCUCCGACGACAGUCCCGUCAGCCGGCACGGAGACGGCGCCGGACACGGGAAGGCCAAAGCCCCUCAUAGUGUUAGAGGAAAAAAUGGGACCAGCAGCUCUCCCCAGGAGAUGUCUCACAACAACGCAUCCCAUCACGGUGGUGACUAUCAUGCGACCCAGAGCAAGCCUGCAGACCGGGAUCCCGCUGAUGACUGGACAGAACACAUUAGCUCCUCUGGCAAGAAGUACUACUACAACUGUAGGACCGAAGUGUCACAGUGGGAGAAACCCAAGGAUCUCCUUGAGAGGGAGCAGCGUCAGAAAGACUCAGCCAAGAUGGCAGCAAACAGUUUCCCCAAGGACAUGGAUUACAGACAGGAGGCCUUGCAGGACAAAGGCACAACUAAGACAGCAUCUGGAGAGCAGUCCACAACGCCAAACUGCAGCCAUUCCUCCUCCUCUUCUCAGAGCUUAAACUCGGCCGCUGGCGCCGCAGGCUCUGCCCCCUCCAACAUUUCAUCCUCCUCUUCCUCCUCGGCGGGACAGGGGCCGUCAUCGAUGCAGUCGCCGUCGCCCGCGCUGCUCCAGGACCCUGCUCUCCUGCAUCAGCUCCUCCCGGCGCUGCAGGCCACUCUGCAGAUGAACAACGGCACUAUGGACAUGGCCAAGCUCAACGAGGUCUUGGCAGCUGCUGUCACCCAAGCUUCCCUGCGGUCGGUGCUUCAUAAGCUCCUCGCCGCUGGACCCACUUUCAACGUCACUGCUCUGCUCUCGGCUGCUCAACACUCCAAUCAAGCUCAGCAUUCCAGUCAGUCUCCAGUCUCUUUGACUACAGAUGCAUCAUCGCCUCGGCCAUACGUGUCGCCACGCAACGGCACGGCCCAGCCCAACCAGAAGUCCCUUCCCAGCAUGCACGCUGGCAGUGUGGCAUCAUCACAAAACAGGAGUAUUAUGACUUCAGGGAAGCAAGGAGCGGCACCUUUGUCUCAGACAGCAGAGAAACGUCCAGAAGAUCCCAGAAUGCUGCAGCAGAGAAGCAGCCAGGACAUCCUGUGCCCCGGAUCGAGCAUAUCUGGUCCUGCGUUGGCCCACGGGCCCUCCGGCAGCAGCAGCAGCAGCAGCAGCAGCAGCCAGGUCCAGCCAGACACCCCCGGGUCCUUCACCCCCACCCUGGCAGCUCACUUUGAUGAGAGCCUCAUCAGACAUAUCCAAGGGUGGCCUUCAGAGAACACUGAGAAACAGGCGGCCCGGUUGAGAGAGGACUUCCACAACAUGGGCAGCCUGUACAUGUCUGAAAUCUGCACGGAGAUGAAGAACCUGCGCUCUCUGGUCCGGGUGUGUGAGAUCCAGGCCACGCUGAGGGAGCAGAGGAUCCUGUUUCUGCGGCAGCAGAGCAAAGAGCUGGACAAACUGAAGAACCAGAAUUCCUACAUGGUGUGAGGACCCGAGAGGAAAAGACUCAAAUGUUCAGACUGAGCGAUGAGGAAAAGGAAGAACGACAGACGGCGCUGCUCCGGUGUGUUUAUUCUCUCUACUGUUCCGAGGCGGCAAAAUCGGCACGUCUUCGUUUUUGUUCCUUUUUUGAAAUUUAGUUUUCCAGUGUCCUUCACGUGAGUGGAGCGCGGGGCCCAGAACCGGUGGUGCAGAAAGUCCGAACCUCCACCCAGCGGGCACACAGGACCUGAAGCUCUUUGCAAACAGCACCUUCUUAAACAUAAACCUUUUUUUUUUUUUUUUUUUUUUUUUUUCUUGUAUCAUAGGGGGUUAACUUGUUUUCUCGUGUGUUUUUGAUGUGUAGUGGUGAGGAAAAAGAUUCAAGAUGAAUUAAAUAAAUAAAACAAGCCAUCUUAUAUUUGGUGUAAGAGUUAUUUUCAGGAGGAGAAAAAACCGCAACUAAAAACUUCUGAAAUAAACUUCUGGCGCGUUGAAAGGUGUGGAUUGACAGUGAUUUUUCUUUUCUUUUCUUUAAAAAUUCACUAGACCUGUAAAUUGUUUUGCCGCCCCGUUGUCUUGGAGCAGGUUGGUUUUACACACGGUAAGAUUAGCCUCUACACUUAAACACGUGGUACAAAUUCCCUGCGAGUUGCAUCUCAAGCCGACGCCAUUGGACCCGCGGUCGGCAGUUCCCCCUUAAUUAUCUUUUGUGUAUAUAUAUCAGCGUUUUGUUUUUUCGUCCAGCAAAUAUUGCAUUCCUUUCAUUCAGCUUGGCAAGAUGUUAUGUAAAAGUGACUGAAUUUACAAUCACAAAAAGCUAAAUUAUUGUUGUAUUUGAUCCAUAAUGUCCUUGUUCUUAUAAUGGAAAAGACCAAUGGGGGAAAAAAUGUAUUUUUUCUACAAGGAAAUUCAUUUUUUGUUCUGGAUUUAAUUAAGCUGGUGAUGCUGCAGCACUUUUGUCAGUUAAACUGUAGCCUGACGUGGCUUCUCGUUUUCGUUUCUUUCAAAUGGAUUCUGAUGAGAGGGAAUACAUUUUAUACAAACAUCACAUUUAGUUGCAGUCGUACACACCAAUACUUACAAAUUUCUUUCUCUGUUUCCUUGACCUUUGAAUAGUUCACAUCGUCUCAGAUGUGCAGACUUUUUUGGGGGGAGGGUUAAAAGGGAUUGGGUUUGGAGGUUUUGUAUUCCAUAAAACGUGAAUAAAUAUUAUUCAACACCU